CAAUAUUCAGUUCUGAUCUGGAACUGACGUCUGCUCAGCUUGAUGACUAUCUCUGUUUACGGCCAGAGGAAAGGUAAUCUAGAAUCUGUUUCCGAUUCUGUGAUUUCCCAGAUUGUUCGUCUAUUUAACUUUUGAUAAAUAACGAUCAACAUUAAAAUAAAUUCACAGUAUUUUUUUUUUGCCGUUCCCUUAAAAUGAGCGUUGACAUGGCUGAAGAAGGACAAGAAGAAGAGAGCGUCGGUUACGGAGGGUGCGAAGGCCCAGAUGCAACGUACGUUAAGUUGAUUUCAAGUGAUGGUCACGAAUUCAUUGUUAAACGUGAUCAUGCCUUAAUGUCAGGUACUAUCAAAGCAAUGUUGAGUGGUCCUGGUCAAUUCGCCGAAAACGAAACCAAUGAAAUUCAUUUCAGAGAAAUACCUUCACAUGUUUUGCAAAAAGUCUGCAUGUACUUUACGUACAAAGCUCGUUACACCAACAGUUCUACGGAAAUACCAGAAUUCCCCAUUCCACCACAAAUCGCAUUGGAACUACUGAUGGCCGCCAACUUUUUAGAUUGUUAAUGUGCAAUAAUAUUACCAACAUGAUCAAUUUAAAUCUUUAAAGUAUGAUACAAUUCAUUAACUAUUUAAGUUGAUGUACAUUUUAUAUUAAUUUUUGUAUCGUCUUUAUUCUUAACACAAUUUAUAUCAAAGUAUACCUAUAUAUUGAAAUAUAACAUACCCUAAGUUAUAUUCAAAAUAUUUACAGCUUUUCAUCAAACAUAAUUAUUUUCUAUGUAGUGGCGUUAUUGAGAAUAUAAUAUAUGUAUUGUGCCCUUU
Molecule: messenger RNA, 818 nt
Organism: Adelges cooleyi (spruce gall adelgid)
Lineage: Eukaryota; Metazoa; Arthropoda; Insecta; Hemiptera; Adelgidae
Product: elongin-C
Exons: 3
Coding region: 195-560 (121 amino acids)
Biological process (GO): ubiquitin-dependent protein catabolic process
Cellular component (GO): elongin complex
Molecular function (GO): protein-macromolecule adaptor activity
Source: RefSeq, a predicted model, not a curated record